UUUCACCCAUUCUCCGCUCCCCUCUCCUCCAGGUCCUGCAGCCAGACUUCAGGUUGGACUACUGCCGGCUGUGGCAGGCUCUGAUUAAAAAUGAAAUGUCUGGGGUGGAGCGUUACAGCCGCAGACUGGGAGCUGGAGAUCUGUACCCGCUGUUUGCCUGUGUUCUCACCGCUCGCUCCUGGACCGCCGUCAAUGCCGGCAUCAGUUCUGUGCCUGUCACACACUCUGAGGACGUUGAGAUACGAACCAAUGCAGCUUUAUACCUGCCCCAGAUAAGCACGCUGUUGAACCGAGUGCCACGGCAGAUGCUGUUGCUGCUGAAGACCAACGACCUGCUGAGGGGGAUUGAGACCACCUUACAGACCAGAGCCUCCUCCUCAUCUUUCAUCAACAUGUCCCGCUGCUGCAUACACGCCAUGGCCAGGUACAAGAGGAGUAAGGCUCAGUCCAGGUGGAGGGUACUGCAGAUCACGCUGGCAGAGUCUCUCAACCUGUGGAGACUCAAUAUGUAUGAACUGUUUCUGUGGACGAAAGGCUCCAUGUUGGUACAGUGGCUCACUGCUCUGCUGGCAUUUCUGCACUGAGACUCAUCUGGACAUCACACUGGAACAUUAACAACAGGCCGAACCGCUGGCUCUC
Molecule: messenger RNA, 639 nt
Organism: Micropterus salmoides (largemouth bass)
Lineage: Eukaryota; Metazoa; Chordata; Actinopteri; Centrarchiformes; Centrarchidae
Product: aarF domain-containing protein kinase 1-like
Exons: 4
Coding region: 96-584 (162 amino acids)
Source: RefSeq, a predicted model, not a curated record